Verticillium dahliae VdLs.17 is the source of this 1374-nucleotide messenger RNA. RefSeq lists its product as uncharacterized. The coding region runs from base 1 to 1374 and encodes 457 amino acids. Lineage: Eukaryota; Fungi; Ascomycota; Sordariomycetes; Glomerellales; Plectosphaerellaceae. The record is from RefSeq and is a predicted model, not a curated record. The transcript has 2 exons. Gene Ontology annotation, molecular function: protein binding.
AUGGCGACGGGCGUCAACGAGGCUGAGCAGACGGGUGACUCGCCGCCGUACGCAACGACGUCGAUUGUGCCCGAAAUCCUCUACAUCAAGCGCUUCGCCUCGCAGCAUUCGGGCAAUCUCGUGCCCCCGCCGAUCGAGCAGCGCCGCAGCAGCAACGUGGCUCUAUCCGAAGCGGCCUCGCUCCCCGGUGGCAGCGGCAGCGGCAGCGGUGGUGGUCUGGACUCAUACCAGGCCCCGGACGACUCUACUCGUGCGCCUUCGCCUGGCCUCGACGGUCUGGACGCCGGCGACCUCGGCCGCCCGACGCCAGCCUACUCGACCAUCAGACUACCUCCGGCACCGCAACGUAUGGACCUCCGCCACGUCUCGCGCCUGCCGACCCUCGAGUCUGAGACUCUCGGCAUCGCCUUUGACGCCACGGCCCGCGUGCCCCGCGUGGCCGUGACAACGUACCACCAUCGCGUGCGCUUCUUCCACAUGAAGGUGCCCGAGGGGCGGGAACAGAUGGCGGGCCGGUUCAACCUCAACGGCACGUCCAUGUGCCUCUCGCCCGCGGGACCCUUGAUGGCCGUGGUGCAGGAGCACCUGGACAGUCUGUCGACAUCGGCGUACGAGCGCCUGGAGCUGUCCAGACGGCAGGCGGGCUCGCGGGAAACGCUGCAUGACGGCCGCACGUUCCUGGACCCAGAAGUCGUCGUCUUUGACUAUGCAAAGCAGACGUAUCUCACGAAGCACCUACGCUGGCCCGGCGCCAGACCCUUUGCCUUCUCGCCGAGCGGGGCGCUGCUUGCCGUCCGGGGCGUCCUGGGACGCGUCGAGGUCUGGGACGUCGCCGGCGGAGGCAAGGGGGUCGGUGUCGUGCGGAGUCACACUGAGGAUGUGUUCGAGGCGCGGUUCACGGCCGAAGGCGACCGUCUCGUGACCAUGAGCAGGGACGGGACGCUGCGGGUGACGAGCACCACUACGUGGCGGGGGACAGCCAAGCUCGAGGUGGCCGAGUGGAAAAAUCCAGUGUUUCUCGCCGUGUCAGUAACUGGCUCCGUCGUCACCUCGGUCUGGGGUCGGAAAGUGUACUUGUGGGAUCCGGAUACGGGGGCCCUCGACAAUUGGUCUCUUGAUGGGCCUGGGGGCGAGGGGUGGCCGCUGGCGGCGAGUCCCGAUCUGAGGUUCCUGUGCUGCCGGACAGAGAAUGGCGCUGAUGUCAGGGACAUGGCGACGGGGAGAGUGCUGUGCAGGAUGGGUUUCGGGCAGGGCUUUGCGAGCUCGGCGGCGUUCAGCUUGGACAGCAAAUAUCUGACAGUUGGCCGGGCCGUUGGUGGACAUCAUGUGAGAGAGGCCCUGGGCAGGGUAGACUUUUGGGAAAUCAUCGAGUAG